Molecule: messenger RNA, 858 nt
Organism: Penicillium riverlandense
Lineage: Eukaryota; Fungi; Ascomycota; Eurotiomycetes; Eurotiales; Aspergillaceae
Exons: 5
Coding region: 1-858 (285 amino acids)
Source: RefSeq, a predicted model, not a curated record
AUGUCUUCUACAGAGUCUGAUGGCAACCGCCAGCCGGGGCUCAUCACCCUUUGUGUCGUGAUGCUCAUAUUGGCUGUGGCCUCCGUCGCGCUCCGCUGCUGGUCCAUCUGGGGGUCGCGCACUCACAAGUUUGGUUAUGACGACGUGUUUGCCAUCCUAACAUUGCCCUUCAUUAUCGCCGAAUCGGCCCUCAUAUUCUACUGGAUCUCCCAGGGAUUGGGUCGUCAUUCGGCCACAUUACCCAUCAGCAAUCAACUCGAGGGGCCAAAGAUUAUCUUUGCCGCCGCCUACUUAUACGAUGCAUGCAUUACUUUUCCCAAAUUAUCGGUGCUCUGCUUCUACGAUCGAGUGCUCAGACGGGGAGGCACCUGGGUCCGCCCUACGCUCUGGGUGGUCGGAACGCUCUGCGUUUGCUGGCUGAUCGGAUCCUGUGCGAUCCUAGAUGUGAUCAUCCUGUUGAUCCCGCUGCCACUUCUCUGGACGUUGCAAAUGACCAAGGCGAAGAAGGUCAUGCUAAGCGGCCUCUUCGUUUGCGGUUACUCAGUGGUCAUCGUUUCUCUCGGUCGGCUCGUUACUCUCCUCAAGGCCGGCUCUGCCUUGGAAGCCGAUCUGACCUGGAGCACCAUCGAAUAUAUCUGUUGGGUGCAGUGUGAAGGCCCCAUUUCUCUCAUCGCAAUGUCAUUAUCUGCGAGCAAGCAAACUGCGUCGGACUUGCUGAGUGGCAAGCGAUCAUUCCGUCCCCUCGAAGAAGACAGAGAGGCCAUCCUCAUGGACCACUACUCCGGGGCUCCAAAAAGGCAUAACUUUAACACCACCACCGAAGCAAUGCGAUCGGACUCGGAGCGGGAUAGUGUCUGA